CUCCGAAUAAGAGUCGGUGAAGAGCCCGACCUCCCGUGGGAACACGGAUUCCGGCUCAGUCUCCGGAUCGGUGCGAGAGCGGGCCAUCCGGCAGAUAGAGCGCCCGAGCACCCCAGCCAGCUCUCUGAUCCCCUCUAUCUGUGCGGGGUUGAGGUUGGGGACUGCUAGCCACAUGGGCUGCUCCCAGGCACCGGGCCCCGCCUCCCCAGUUCUCCCUUCUUCCUCCAGCUGGACUUCCUGGAGAUAGAUGGGGAUGACCCCCGAAGUCCGGUCCCUGGCGCACACAGAACAGGACCCGCACAGCACCAUACGGGCCAGACUUGUAUUGAGACCACCAGGAGAGAGAAGAAAUGAUGCUUGAUUGUACUGUCGGAGGCGGGUCCCUCACAUCCUGCUCACCUGUGGGGCGCACAGGCGGGGCAUGCUGGCAGCCCGCGGCUGCGUCAUCACCUCGCGCCGGGAACUCGGCUCUCCACGUGGACGGUGUGGCAUGAUGGCGGGAGCGGAGGCCCCCAAGCCGCAGAAGCGCUACUACCGACAGCGCGCCCACUCCAACCCCAUGGCGGACCAUACGCUGCAUUACCCCGUGAAGCCGGAGGAGAUGGACUGGUCUGAGCUUUACCCAGACUUCUUUGCUCCGCUUACUCAAAAUAAGAGCCAUGACGAUCCAAAGGAUGAGAAAGAAAAGCAUUCUGGGGCCCAAGUGGAGUUUGCAGACAUAGGCUGUGGCUAUGGCGGCUUGUUAGUGGCACUGUCACCACUCUUCCCAGAUACCCUGAUUCUGGGUCUGGAGAUUCGGGUGAAGGUGUCGGACUAUGUACAGGACAGGAUUCGGGCCCUCCGUGCAACUCCCGGGGGCGGAUUCCAGAACAUCGCCUGUCUCCGAAGCAACGCCAUGAAGCACCUUCCUAACUUCUUCCGAAAGGGCCAGCUGGCAAAGAUGUUCUUCCUUUUUCCGGACCCGCACUUUAAGCGAACAAAGCAUAAAUGGAGAAUCAUCAGCCCCACACUUCUGGCAGAAUAUGCCUAUGUGCUAAGAGUCGGGGGCCUGGUGUACACCAUCACUGAUGUGCUAGAGCUACAUGAAUGGAUGUGCACCCAUUUUGAAGAGCACCCACUGUUUGAGCGUGUGCCUCUGGAAGAGCUACGUGAAGACCCCAUCGUGGAACAUCUAGGCACUUCAACUGAGGAAGGAAAGAAAGUUCUACGCAAUGGAGGAGAGAAUUUCCCGGCCGUCUUCCGAAGAAUACAGGAUCCCCUCCUCCAGGCAGUCACCCCCAACCCCACCCUGCCUUAGCUGGACCCCCUCUUCUAGUGACUGGAAAAAAGAUCAGCUCCCCAUUCCAGGCCUUCCCAGACUGGUGGGACUGUGGGGCCGUUGACCUCUCCAAGAAGUAGGAGUGCAGUCUGUCGGUGUUUCUACCCAUUGCUCUUACUGCCUUUUUAUUCUUCCACUGUCAGAAGAAAGCCGAUAAAGCUGACUGAGGAGGUCAAAGGACCUUGGACCAGAGGGGAUAUUUGGAGGGCUGUGGGUAUUUUGUUCUCUUUGAACACCCCCCCUCCUGGGGCUUCUCUAGCUGGGGUGAAGCAUGUGAUGCCCCUCUGUCUAGGCCGUGUGGUUUGGCUCAGGUUGCCUUUAGUUGUGUUUACUUUGCAGUCCUGGGCAUGAAGGAUGUGUAUCCACGUACCCAUGUGUGUGCCCAAGUGUAUGUGCCCGUGUGUGUGUGUGUGUGUGUGUGUGUGUGUGUGUGUGUGUGUCCACGUCCCGUGUUUGUGACCAUGUGCCAGUGCCACUAUUUCCCAAGGAGGGCUGGGGUAUGUAUCAAAUGCCUCUUUCCAACUUCUCCCUGCUUACAGUCUGACCCAGGCAGUCUCUGCUGCCUUUACUGUUGCUGUCUCUGUGGCAUCUUUGAAGAGCAAGAGGGUAGAGAGCCUUCCUUGUCUCUGCCAUGUUGAACUUGAUUCCAGAGUUUCAGGCCUGACUGGCUGGCAUAGUAGUGCCUGAUAGGGAGAGGGAGGGAAGGCUGGGGAACAGGGAGAUAAGCUGGAAAAAGAUUUAAAGAAUUAUUUUUAUUUUAUGUG
Molecule: messenger RNA, 2082 nt
Organism: Mastomys coucha (southern multimammate mouse)
Lineage: Eukaryota; Metazoa; Chordata; Mammalia; Rodentia; Muridae
Gene: Mettl1
Product: methyltransferase like 1
Exons: 7
Coding region: 422-1297 (291 amino acids)
Biological process (GO): tRNA methylation; RNA (guanine-N7)-methylation
Cellular component (GO): tRNA methyltransferase complex
Molecular function (GO): tRNA (guanine(46)-N7)-methyltransferase activity
Source: RefSeq, a predicted model, not a curated record